AUGCAGCAAAAUAAAUCUGUAACUGAGUUCAUUCUCUUAGGAUUGACUCAAGAUCCUGUGAAGCAGAAAAUGGUGUUCAUAAUUUUCUUGAUUUUCUACACUGGAACGCUGGUGGGAAACUUUCUUAUCAUUGUGAUCAUCAAGUUUAGUCGGACACUUGGGAGUCCCAUGUACUUUUUCCUAUUUUAUUUGUCUAUGGCUGACACCUGCUUUUCAACUUCCACAGCCCCCAGAUUAAUUGCAGAUGCUCUCUCUGCAAAGAAAGUUAUUUCUUACAAUGAGUGCCUGACACAAGUCUUUGCACUGCAUUUAUUUGGCGCCAUGGAGAUCUUUGUCAUUACCCUCAUGGCUGCUGAUCGCUAUGUGGCCAUCUGUAAGCCCUUGCGGUACCCAACCAUUAUGAGACGACAGGUCUGUACCAUCUUGGUUAUUGUAGCCUGGGUAGGGUCACUCAUACAUUCUACAGCUCAGAUUCUCCUGGCCUUGAAACUGCCGUUCUGUGGACCCAAUUUAAUUGAUCAUUACUGUUGUGAUUUGCAGCCCUUGUUAAAACUUGCCUGCAUGGACACUUAUGCAAUCAAUCUACAGUUAGUGUGCAAUAGUGGGGCCAUUUGCUUAAGCAGUUUCUUGCUUCUGAUGAUCUCAUAUUUUUUUAUCUUGCAUUCACUGAGAAACCACAGUGCAGAAGGGAGGAAAAAAGCCCUUUCCACUUGCACCUCUCACAUCAUUGUUGUCAUCUUA
Messenger RNA from Chrysochloris asiatica (Cape golden mole), 741 nucleotides. Its product is annotated as olfactory receptor 4C11-like. Gene Ontology annotation, molecular function: olfactory receptor activity; G protein-coupled receptor activity. The record is from RefSeq and is a predicted model, not a curated record. Gene Ontology annotation, cellular component: membrane. Gene Ontology annotation, biological process: G protein-coupled receptor signaling pathway. The annotation marks the transcript as partial. NCBI's taxonomy places the organism in Eukaryota, Metazoa, Chordata, Mammalia, Afrosoricida, Chrysochloridae. The transcript has a single exon.